UUGUCUUCAAGCUUUUGUACAUACAUUCUUUUACAAAAAGCACAUGUACAUUUUUCUCCUACGUUUUACAUAGUGGCCAAAAAGAAGAAAGUAAAGAAGGUGAAAAACACUACCUAACGUCUAGAAGACCAUUAAUUGCCUACAUAUUAAUACAUAUAUAUAAUCUCAACCUCUCAUUUACUAAUUAUCACAAUAACAAAUGGAUUACAACAACUACAACAGGUUUGCUGCCGCAGCAACAGCAGUACUAGUAGUUGUUAUAUUGGCGGGACACUCGAUCAGCGCCGAUGAUGAUGCUCCGAUCUGCGGCGCAACUCCGGCGAAAGAUCAGGCGACGUUCGGAGGUUAUGUGGAUGCUCUUCUUCACAUUCUGGUGGAGCGCACCACAGGCUAUACACCGCCGGCCGGCGUACCGUUCCUCGCCAGCAGCGCGAGAUAUCCACCGGAAGGCGGUCCUGGUUCCGUUACAGGCGACGCCACUUGUGACUCCGUCAACGUUGCCAAUUGCGUGACGUGUCUUAACCAGCUGCUGCCGUUUUUGCACAAGUGUGAAACCACGUCUUCCUCCGGAGGAGCCAAAUAUCCAGGGAAGUGCAUAAUUCAGUUCUGGGAAAAUACCGAGUGACCAAAUAAUAUGUUACCAGCUGCUGGUGUGUGUAUUUUUCUCUUUUUUUUUUUUUCUGAAUUGUUGUACUUUCCAUUCCGUUUGCCAGGAAUUUUUUUGGUCACUAUUUUCGAGCCAUUCGCCUUUAUCUCAGUUAAGUGUUACAAAUUUUCGUGCCCUCCGCUUUAUAAUGAGAUAUUUAGCCAAUAUAUGUUAUGGUAAGUC
Messenger RNA from Linum trigynum, 829 nucleotides. Lineage: Eukaryota; Viridiplantae; Streptophyta; Magnoliopsida; Malpighiales; Linaceae. The record is from the annotation of a GenBank genome assembly.